Molecule: messenger RNA, 826 nt
Organism: Syzygium oleosum
Lineage: Eukaryota; Viridiplantae; Streptophyta; Magnoliopsida; Myrtales; Myrtaceae
Exons: 3
Coding region: 61-486 (141 amino acids)
Molecular function (GO): metal ion binding
Source: RefSeq, a predicted model, not a curated record
UUGGUUUCGCAAAUUAGGGAAGCUGGUCAUAUUUCCUCCGUCCACCCCCCUGCUGCAUCCAUGGUCAAGAUAAUUGUGAUAAAGGUCACCAUCAAUUGCGGGAAAGACAAGAAGGACAUAAUGAAAGCGGUCGCCAAACUCGAAGGUAUCGACGAAAUGAAGAUAGACAUUGACAAGGGAAUGUUAACUAUCAAAGGAAACGUCGAUCCAGUGUGCGUGAUCAAGGCUCUAAGAAAGAAAUGUGGGAUAUGCGCGGAGAUCGAAUCGGUCGGACCACCACCAAAGCCUAAAUCACCCGAGAAACCUAAAUGCCCUAAACCUAAAUGCCCCAAACCUAAAUGCCCUCCACCGUGCCCCCCUUUGCCGUGCCCGCCUCCACCAUGCCAUCCUCCAACGUGCUGUAGUAAGCCUCGUCCCCCUUGUCCUCCUCCCCCUUGUCCUCCUCGUCAUUGUGAUUACGAUGGGAACUCCUGCCCCAUUCUUUAAACGAUGACUUGGUGUUGGCCACCUUCGCGAAAAUCAUGUGUUCUUACUUAUGUCAAAUUCUGGCGACAGGACAAAUAAAGGGGUCGUCCCUUGCCAAAUGUUUAUUGUCUUUCCAAGAUAUCUGCUCCCCAGCAUAAUUCAUAUACAUGCCUCGUAAAGGAUAGUUUAUCAUAUGCCGCAGCUGUCAUUGACUUAUCGAUGUGACAUGACUGAUUUUGCCCAUUUGUUCUAUCGUUGUCACGCUUAACAAAUUAGUCACUGGCAUCAGUAGAAUCUUGCGAUGAGUUCCCCAGUACGUAGGAAGUAGCCACUGUACCAGGAAUUUUGAAUGGUAAAGAGU